Aspergillus alliaceus is the source of this 1251-nucleotide messenger RNA. Its product is annotated as pyridoxal phosphate-dependent transferase. Gene Ontology annotation, biological process: amino acid metabolic process; biosynthetic process. Gene Ontology annotation, molecular function: transaminase activity; pyridoxal phosphate binding. The record is from RefSeq and is a predicted model, not a curated record. Lineage: Eukaryota; Fungi; Ascomycota; Eurotiomycetes; Eurotiales; Aspergillaceae. The coding region runs from base 1 to 1251 and encodes 416 amino acids. The transcript has 7 exons.
AUGCUCUCUUCCCGCGGCACCAAGAAGGCAGAGUUGAUGAACAUUCCCUGGCGUUAUGCCCCUCCGCAUACAUACGACAAGGAAAUGAACCCCGCGGGGCUGAUCUCCUUUGGCACGGCAGAGCAUCGCGCAAGUUCACCUCUCUUUGCAUCCACACAGGUCACCUUCACCGAGAACUCCAUUGGCUAUGGGUCCAGCUCGUCAACAUCAAGUCGUCUUCCAAAUGCAGUGGCUUCCCACCUCAACAACAUCCUGAAACCGCUGUCAUCGAUAGAUCCCGAAACUGUCAUCAUCGCUAGUGGUGUUACGGCUAUCGGAAACAUGCUCGGGCUCACCCUAGCAGAGCCCUCCGACGGUAUCCUAGUCAGUAGACCGGUCUAUGGACGCUUUGAACUCGACUACGGGGUCGAAGCGGACAUACAGAUCGUGUACGCGGACACCGACCCUGAGGAAGCAUUUACCCCAGCCGUCAUAGAAAAGUACGACGUAGCGCUCAAACGCGCACAGAAACAGGGUAUCAGAAUCCGAGCAAUGUUAAUCGUGAACCCGCAUAACCCACUAGGACGCUGCUACCCAACAGAAACACUAAAAGAAAUCCUCCGAUUCUGCCACAACCGCCGACUCCAUCUCAUCAGUGACGAGAUCUAUGCAUCCUGCGUCUUUGACUCAGGAGAUCCAACCGCAGUCCCCUUCACCUCGGCCUUAGCAAUCAGUACCCCCGAGCUCAUCGACCCCAAUCUCGUCCACCUGCUAUACGGAUUCAGCAAGGACUUCGCAUCCGGAGGCCUCCGCCUCGGAUUCCUCGUCACGGCAAACGCACCCCUCCGUCAAGCCUGCAAAGCCAUAUUGAGACUCCACAGCCCCUCAACAGCCUCCAUAACAAUCGCUGCAACCCUCCUUGAAGAUCAAGCCUUCGUCACCCAAUUUACCCGCAAAUCCCGUCUCAGCCUAGCAUCAACAUACCGAAUCGCCACCUCAACGCUCGACCAAGAAGGCAUCAACUACGUCAAAGGAGGGAAUGCGGGGUUCUUUGUUUAUAUCGAUCUCUCGCCGUACCUUCCUGAGCCUGGUCGGCCGGUGCAAGAGCGCGAGUUUGCCCUAGCACAGAGAUUCCUCGACGCGAAGGUUUUUUUGCAUCCGGGGGAGGAACAUGCGCGGGAGGCUGGGUGGUUUAGGCUUGUUUUUGCGCAUGAUGAGGGGACUUUGAGGGUGGGGUUGGGGAGGUUGAUUGGGGUUUUGAGGUCGAGUUGA